Molecule: messenger RNA, 1513 nt
Organism: Erythranthe guttata (spotted monkey flower)
Lineage: Eukaryota; Viridiplantae; Streptophyta; Magnoliopsida; Lamiales; Phrymaceae
Product: telomere repeat-binding factor 4
Molecular function (GO): double-stranded telomeric DNA binding
Source: RefSeq, a predicted model, not a curated record
UUAGCGGUAAUUUUGUUACAAAAAAGUAGGUUGCCUUGAUUAGUAAUGAAUGUGUAAAUGAGGGACUUAUUUGUAAAACUAAAAAUAAAAGUAGAUGUCCCCUUUUGUAAUUAAGUGAAUUAACACGGGGUUUUAUGAGAUCAUAAGUAGGAUUUUGUGGUAAUUUUGCGAAUAAAUAUAACUGAUUGGAAGAAAUCAAAUUAUCAUCACAGCACUCGCGUCUUCUCGUCAUAUAUAUAUAAACAAGGGUCCGUAUCGAGGUUCACCGGUGGUAAAGCCCUCAGAAAUUCAGAGUUCACUCUGUCAUACCGCCGCCGCCGCCGCUGCAAUUACAGCGAUUUCAUUCAGUCGUUUCGGUGAUUUUUUUAGCGGGGUAAGGAAGCGCACGAUGGGGAAUCAAAAGCUCAAGUGGACGGCGGAGGAGGAGGAGACGCUGAGGGCAGGGGUGGGAAAGCACGGUACCGGAAAGUGGAAGAAUAUUCUCCUAGAUCCGGAAUUCAAGGAGAAACUCUCUAAUCGUUCCAAUGUUGAUCUCAAGGACAAAUGGCGGAACCUGAGCGUUAGCGGUGGCUUUGGAGCUAGUUCAGUCACUCCCAGAGGAAAGGCAACUGUAACCAAUGUUGUGACACCCAUGACUGAAAUUUCACCAUCUGUAUUUGUUUCGAAAGAAACUGUUAAUGACAGGCUUCCCCACAGCCCUCCAAAUGUCGAUAAUGCCCUAACUGACAAGAUGGUACUCGAAGCACUUUCAUCAAUGAAAGACUGUGAUGGAUCUGAUUGUGAUGCAAUCAUGGGGUUUGUCGAGGUUCCAAAAGGGUACAAGAUUAAAGAAGCAGAAAGGGGCACCAAAACACCUACGCCACAGCAGCAUGAUGUCAGAUCAAGACCACUACAAGAUUCCACACCGACAAUCAUAGUUGAUACAGUGGAAGAGGCAGCUAAAAUAGCCGCCGACUUAAUUGCUGAGGCGGAAUAUAAAUCUUUUUUGGCAGCUGAAGCAGUUAAAGAGGCUGAAAAGCUCUCACUAAUAGCUGACAAUGCAGAUGUACUGCUCAGGAGUUUAAAAGAGAUUUUGGACGAAUGGGAUGAUAAAGGAAACAACAAAAGUUCUAAAAGUUAGCCAUCUGAAGUUACCAUCAAGGUUUAGAGUUCCGUUUAUUGGAAAUACUAUAUUUUUUUUUUGAAAAAAGGAAAACGAGAGAGAACGAUUCUUCGAUAUAGAUGGAGACUAAUUUUGAUUAGCUAGUAGGUAACUGGUGGUUAGAGCUUAUGUAGCGAUGAAUCUUUUCAGUCGAAGUUUCAUAUCUAGGGUCGAGAUUCGUUUCAUAUUUCAUCCGAUUUUUUUUAGUGGAAAACAAGGCACCGGUUGAGAGUUGUACAUUUUUUUCUUCUCCGUUUUAGCUUACCUUAUAGGAUUUUUUUACCGGUGUAAAUUUUGGUGGUUAGAUGGCAAUUCUUGAAAUAUUUGACUUCAUUCAUUCUCUUUCUUGAGAUCCACAUUUUCUUUGCAUUU